AGUGUGGGUGGAACUAGCUGUCUUGCUGACUACUGGUCGUCCUAGCACCUUAUAACUCAGAUUGACGUCCAACAAACUGCGUCUGCCGGUGACAGACAUGGUACGAAGUGAACACCGUUUGUGUACUAGCUGAAACUGGACUGUAAAACAACGGCGGGGAACGAAACUACUGAAAAAUACCACAAUUCGAAAGGAUCUGCUUUAUUUGGCUGUUAAAGCGAAUUGUCUCGCCUCGUAUGUCUUGAUUGGACAGUAGAACUGUUGUUGCUUAUGCAGCUAACUAGCUAUGCAGUAAGCAAGCUAGACGAGACGCUCAAAAAGUGGUAAAGUGGUUCUUACCAUUCCUUUGCAUUUCAGACUUUUUAUGAAUAACCGAAGGCCUAUGUGAUCGUUGUAUUUGUCUCAACUUUUCUUACUUUUGCUUGCAAUAUGGCAGAAGCAUCGCAGCAACAAUUAGUGGAGAUCGACCCGGAUUUCGAGCCGCUUUCACGGCCCCGUUCAUGUACCUGGCCCCUUCCUCGUCCAGAAUUUUGUGACCCCGCUAACUCUAACACAUCCUCACCGGCUCCCUCUGUGAAGCAGGAACCGGGGACAAAUGUCGAUUUCAUCAAUAAUCUGAGUUUGUUAGAAGAGAACGAAGACUAUCGGGAACAGAAAACUCUCGUCUUGUGCAAUGAUUUCCAGUGCAGGGAGAAUUGCAUCCACCAACAGACACAACACCAGCAGCGGCAACAACAGCUCCCGAGCCCCCAGAUCCCGCACCAGCAACAGGUGGCACCGCUGUCUUCUCCCAUUGGCACAACUUCCUCGGUCGCCGCCACCGCAGCUCAGAGAAAGAGCAGCUCAUCUCGUCGGAAUGCCUGGGGAAAUAUGUCCUAUGCUGAUCUCAUUACCAAGGCGAUAGAGAGCUCUCCGGAGAAGCGGCUGACAUUGUCUCAGAUCUACGACUGGAUGGUGAAGAGCGUCCCGUACUUUAAGGACAAGGGUGACAGCAACAGCUCUGCUGGUUGGAAGAAUUCCAUCCGACACAACCUGUCCCUGCACAGCCGGUUUGUCCGGGUACAGAACGAGGGCACGGGGAAGAGCUCCUGGUGGAUGCUCAACCCAGAGGGGGGUAAGAGCGGGAAGUCCCCCCGGCGUCGUGCCGCCUCCAUGGACAACAACAGCAAGUUCGCUAAAAGCCGAGGGAGGGCAGCCAAGAAGAAGGUGUCUCUCCAGGGUGGGGUGGAUGGUGGAGCAGACAGCCCUGGCUCCCAGUACUCCAAGUGGCCUGGCAGCCCCAACUCCCACAGCAACGACGACUUUGAUGCCUGGACCAGUUUCCGGCCGCGCACCAGCUCUAACGCCAGCACCCUGAGCGGCCGGCUCUCACCCUUCAUGCCCGAGCAGGAUGACCUGGGCGACCCUGACGUGCACCUGGUCUACCCAGGUGGGUCAGCGGGCAAAAUGGCCGCCACCCUGCCCAGCCUCUCAGAGGUUGCCGGUUCGCUGGGCCGACACGGCUCGGAGAAUGCCAUGGAGAACCUUCUGGACAACCUCAACCUCCUCUCGCCCAACAAUGCCCAGGUUGGGGCGGGGGGUGGCGCCAGCAGUGGCUCCGCCCAGUCCUCUCCCUCCUCUAUGAUGCAGGCCAGCCCGGGGUAUUCACCCUACAGCUCUCCCAAUAUGGUCUCCCAACAGCCCCCACAACAGGACUACCGAAAAUGUCUGUACGGGCAGGUGAACGCCAUGUCUCCCAUCCCCAUGCAAGCCCUGUCUGAGAGCAAAUCUGGAUUUGGCUCCUACCUGGGCCCAUACAGCUGCCCCGCGGGCCUCCUGAAGGAGCUCCUGACCACGGACGGUGACCCCGGUGCUGAACUCAUGCCUCCAGUGGAGACGGUUGCUCCUCAGUCCAGUGGGGGGCGCAUGAUGCCCGCCUACAGCUCCCAGCAGGCCCAGCUGACACACGGGGUCAAGAUGAUGAGUCAGCGCCCCCACCAGCAUCCUCACAUGCUCCCAGGCCAAGCCCCGCCCAGCACCGCCAGUGUGAAUGGCCACACGCUCCUCUCCCUGGGGGGCAUGACCCACGCGGGAGUCCCCCCCCGCCUGGCCUCUGCCACCAAGUCCCACCUGCACCUCCCACCCCACGCCCACCAGGCCCACCUAGCCGCCCCACCUGGAUACCGCGCCCUCCACAGCAACGGGUACGGCCGUCCCUCCGGCCUUCCCCAGCACCACCGCCCGCACCCCCACCCACACCACCACUCCCACCCGCUGCAUCUCGACAGGCUGCCUAGCGACCUGGACGGCAUGUCCAUCGAGCGCUUGGAGUGCGAUGUGGAGUCGGUCCUGCAUGAUGCGCUCAUGGAUGGCGACUCCCUGGACUUCAACUUUGACCCCUCUGUGUCGAAGCACAGCUGGGUCUCAGGGUAGAGGGCCCCACGACAACACACAGCAGGCAAGGUUAUAUCUAUAAAACAAAACACCUCACACUGAGCUGGGCUUUCAUCAGGAAAAUGGAAAAAAGCAAUCCAAAGAAGCCAUUCACCUCCUCCACCUUGAGUCAUGAUUUCUUUAAACAGAAGGAUCUUGUCAGAUUUGGCAGUGUGUGGACAUUUCCUGAUCAGGAUAUGCUGUGCAUUGUGUUCAGGUUAUGUGCUGCUUUAGAUUUUUUUUAAACAUCUACUGCCUUUGGAACUCUCAUUGUAAACAAGUGCCAAACAAGUGCAUGACUCUCAUAGCUGAGUUUAUUUACAUGGUCUUUAGGAUAUCAGUAAUACAUGCUCUUUCUACAAAAAGUGCCUACAUAACCUUUGGUUUUGAACUGCAGCAGCAUUGGACACACACAUGGAACACACAAAACACAGGCACAUGUGUGCUCGAAAUAAAUUUGAAGGAAACUAGGACCUGCCGUUCCACUUUUCUCAUGUGUGUUUUGUUUAAAUCCUUUGAGUCAACACGAGUGAUGUCCUUCGGCAAUGAGUCAAAUGUCAUAAUCUACCAGCGCAGUACAAAUAAAAUACCGCUCUGUGUGAAAAUAAUCUUCUCUGCCGUCUUUGGCUGAGCUGCUGGGAAAGUCAACUAGCACGUAUGUUUAGGCUAUGGUGGCAUGUACAGUAAAUACUACAGUCUGGACAGGGUCAGGCAAAGCAGGAUGUGGAAGAUGUGAGUGAGUCUGCUCGUCAACAUUUCACAUCUAUCAUAACGCAUUUUGGUAUAUAUUUCAUUAUUUUAAAAAUGUCUGUAUUAUUAGAAAUACUACUUUGUGUAGUAUAUGGUUCUUGUACAACAAGUUUAUGGAACUGUGAGAAGAAAGUCAGGACAGAAAAUUGGCAAUUUAUUAUUAUAUGAGAACAGGGAAAAAAAAGAUUGAAAAAAGCUACAUUUCAAUUUUGUAAUGAGGGCUGUUAGCAAGUUUGAUAUUUACUGUACUUGUACAUAGCUGAAACGUAUGUAUUAAACAUAGACAUACAUGUGUUUCUCUGUUCAACUGCACGUGUGUCAGGUGCUUAUUAUAUACAUUUUUAUGUGUAUUUUUCUUUCUCCUCAAAUUUGUGUUUCAACCUCGUAUUCUAUGGUGUUAUUGUUUCCUGCAUUGAAGGCAGUGUUUGCUCUGAAUAGCACAGAUUGGGGCACAUGGGGGGUGGGGUUGAGACCCGUUGGCUGUUUUGGCUCUCCACAGCAGCACUUCUCAUCAUCCUUGGUCCUGGAGUUCCGCUCUAUUUUCCAGUUUACAUUCCUAGCUUAUCUCUGAAGUAUAAAAAAAAGCCUAAUUGUUAUGAAUUAGAGACAUCUAAUGUACAAUGAUAAAAAUAUAUAAUUAUAUAUGAUUAUGGAACUUACAUUUUUGCAGCAACGUUAAUUGAUCAAGAGAGUGGAUGAAAACCAUCAUACACAAGGUACUCCAAGAUCAGGUAUGAUGCACGUUCAACAAGGCAAACAUUUGCGUCACCAAAUUCAUAGCUUUUCAGACCAUUUGUUUGCGGGGAACACAAAAGUAUGUAAUUAUUUCGGUGUAAACUGGCAUUAGCUAAGCUAACAUUCACCUUGUUGAGUGUACAUCAAGACAACAGCUUUUUAGCUAAGGAUUUUAGAAAGGAUAACAGCUGUUACUAAUACCUGCCAGUCCUGUUGGGUGCAUAUUUAGUCUGUGAUUUCCCAACUUCUUUGCAGUGCCACUACAGACAGCCAUAGAGAAAAGGAAAAGGGAUGCUUCUCUGAGCUGAUGAAGCCCAGAGGCCAGCUGCCUCGCCCACUCUGUCAGUGUCAGUUCCCUGUGUCCCCCAUGUCUGUUUUUACCUCUCCCUUCCUCCUUCCUUCCCAUGCUCUGUCACUCCUUCUUCCUUCUUUCUCUCCCUCUCUCUCCAUUUCUUGCUGGCCAUCAUGGUGCACUGUGCAUUAGGAUGUUGGGAGAGAUGCGCUAAUGUGAGGAUAUAUGCAGAAAAUGGAUGCUGGAGUUCAAGUCAGUGUGUUUGAUAGAUUUUUUCUCUGCCUGUUGAUUACUGGACAGUGUUACCAAAUUUACAAGGUGCAUUUACAUUGCAUGUACACUGUUUUUUUUAACCUUUAAAAAUAACUCUGACUCAGUAUAUGUUGACUGGAAUUUAUAUGUACGCUAUGCUCUGUACAUACGGAUUAAUGCCUAGAUGUCCUGUGUGUGUGUGUGUGUGUGUGUGUGUGCAUAUAUGCUGUAUAUACACACACAUUAUUACAUAGACACAGACAGACCAUUACCAUAAACUCUUUGAUGGGAUUAAUUUAAGUUGAUUAUGUUUUUUAUGUGAAGUAAAAGUUUACAGUUUACAACAAUAUUAUUUGACAUUAUUCAUGAAAAGCAUACCUGAUCUUACAAUUAUGCCAUUUGAUAGUCCCUUUUUAUACGUGGGGAAUGCCACUUUUUAAAAUGCCAGCGUACAGUAUAAUAUGUUGUAUGUUAAUGUUACGAGGAAAUUUACAGUUUUAUAGGUAAAAUUGUUAGGUGGUUCCAAACUGCAGCGUUCAUUCAUUUCAAAGUGUCAUCUUACACUUUAUGGGUCCUUUACAAAUAUACAAUUAUAUAUAUAUGUGUAUAUAUAUAUAUAUAUAUAUAUAUAUAUAUAUAUAUAUAUAUAUGUAUAUAUAUACACAUACCGUAUAUUAUUGUUGUGUUUUUCUGUGAAUUGUGAAUCUCACCUAUGCAUUCUCAUACCCUUUUUUGUCAUGUUUUGUUUUUAUUGAUGAUGGAAAAAAUCUUGUAAUAUACAGUUGUUGAGUUUUAUGUCCCAGAUGUAUUUGUUUGAAAUAGUUGUAUAAGUUAAAAAUGAAGUAUAUAGAUAUUAGGUGAUGCAAUGAUUUAAGUGCUCUGCUUUUUUGGUAAACCGACACUGUUAUUCUUGUAUUUAGCUGCAGUUUAUAAAAAUGUUUUUAAAAGUAGAAAAAGCGAAUAUGAUGCUUCAAGUCAUUAACAAAAUGUAUGUUUAUUGGACAGUCUUUAUGUAGACAUUGAAUCAAUGGACCAAUUUUAAACACGAUGAUGAAAUUGCACUUCUUAAUCUCUAAAGAUUUUAUUACCAGGGCAAAAUCUUGUGAACAGAGUAUGAGAGUAAUAUGUUGCUUAUUCUAUUAAAAACCUGUUACAUGUUCAGUAAAUAAUCCGAUUUGUAUCAUGUGAUUUAUAAUCGAGAAUAGCAACUGCAGUCAUGUUGAUUUUGAAUGACAAAAAAAAGAAUUAAAAUAUUAGAAUAAAUAAUAUAAAUUGCAUAGACACAUACCAGCUGCCUUUUGGAAGGCACUAAGCAACAGACUUAUGAAUGAUCACUGCCUUACAGCAUGACCCAGAGAAACCCUUUUUAGUUAUAUAUAUUUUAUUAUAUUCUUGUUAUAUUAAUACCCUUAUAUUAACUCUCUCUUAAACUGCUCACUGAGGUUCAAGUGCCUAACAUUAUAUUCUGUUGUAAUACAAAAAUUAACCGCUCAGAAAGGAAAAUGUGUGCAACAACAGUCUUUAACAAUUGCUGUAUGAAGCCAUAAUUGUACAUAAAUUAUGUUACCUAAAAGAUUACAA
Messenger RNA from Conger conger (European conger), 6022 nucleotides. RefSeq names its product forkhead box protein O1-A-like. Gene Ontology annotation, biological process: regulation of transcription by RNA polymerase II. Lineage: Eukaryota; Metazoa; Chordata; Actinopteri; Anguilliformes; Congridae. Gene Ontology annotation, molecular function: DNA-binding transcription factor activity, RNA polymerase II-specific; RNA polymerase II cis-regulatory region sequence-specific DNA binding. The coding region runs from base 430 to 2412 and encodes 660 amino acids. Gene Ontology annotation, cellular component: nucleus. The transcript is spliced from 4 exons. The record is from RefSeq and is a predicted model, not a curated record.